Messenger RNA from Brassica napus (rape), 2125 nucleotides. RefSeq names its product flavanone 3-dioxygenase 3-like. Bases 678 to 1763 code for a protein of 361 amino acids. The record is from RefSeq and is a predicted model, not a curated record. NCBI's taxonomy places the organism in Eukaryota, Viridiplantae, Streptophyta, Magnoliopsida, Brassicales, Brassicaceae. The transcript has 4 exons.
GUGACAUCAGACAAGUUAUUAUUUAUGUAUUAAAAGUUUCUAGAUUCAUAAAGUUAAUUAUUGGAAUAAUGAAAUAUAGUUUCCCCUUGCAUGAAGGAACCGGAGCAAUACUUUAUUUUUUCGGAGCAAUACAUUUUACUAUAACUAAUCAUUUUCAUCAGCAAACAAUCCAUACAAAUUCAUAUCGAUAUGUUGGAUUUAUCUAUAUAUCCACAAGAGUGAUCAACGUAUUUAUGAAAGCUUAAAAUCCGGACAAGAGGAUGCUUUUUUGCGGAAAGUUUUUCUUUGUUCUUUUGUAUAUGGUACAACGAAUGGGACUGAAAACAUCCAUUAAAUAAUUCCUAUAUGUUUAUACUAUACCCCAACAUCUCAUUAAUAUCCCCCCGUCAUAUAUGUACUUGGUCACUCUUAUCUAUUCCUUACAACCUAUGUAUGUUCAUUAUGCUAUCGUUGUUCUCAUUAACAUUUGACAGUUACACAUGAUCUUGAUCAUCCCGAAAGCGGACAAUAAUAGUUUAGAAUUCGACCGUCAAAUUUCCAUUGCAACUCCGAAUGUCAUUACUCAUUGUUAGACGGUUUAAACCCAUAUAUAUAGAAGAAUCACUCGCAUUUUCAUUUUUCAGUUCUCCAUAUCACAACAGUAAACGAUUUCUUAAAACUCGUUUCAAACAUCAACAAUGGAAAAUGAGAAAGGUGCGAGUUCAAGUACAUUCAAAAUGGGCAAUUCUGCACAAGAGAGGAGUUUGCCGUAUGUGCCUGAUUGUUACGCUGUCCCGCCUUCAUACGAGCCACGUGAUGCGCUCGACUCAAAAUCUGAAAGCGUACCCACGAUCGAUAUUUCUCGCUUGAAAGGCAGCGAUGAUGAGCGUCGAGGGGUUAUUCAAGAAAUAAGAUUGGCAUGUCAAUCUUUCGGGUUUUUUCAAAUAGUGAACCACGGAAUUGACCAGAGCAUACUGGACGAUGCAUUGGCGGUUGCGAAAGGUUUCUUCGAGCUGCCGGCGAAAGAGAAAAAUAAAUUUAUGUCGAACGAUGUGUAUGCACCAGUUAGGUACACUACGAGUCUAAAGGACGGUUUGGACAAGACCCAAUUUUGGAGGAUAUUUCUAAAGCACUAUGCACAUCCUCUCCAUCGUUGGAUUCACCUCUGGCCUCAAAACCCACCUGAGUACAGGGAAAGAAUAGGAAAGUUUUGCGAGGAGGUGAGGAUUCUAUCUCUCGAGAUAAUGGGAGCAAUAACGGAGAGCCUAGGACUAGGAAGAGACUACCUGUCGUCUCGGAUGGACGAAAACGGCAUGCAAGUCAUGGCCGUUAACUGUUAUCCACCGUGUCCGGACCCUAAGACGGCGCUAGGACUGCCGCCACAUUCAGACUACAGUUGCAUCACCAUCCUUCUACAGAACUUGACCGGUCUCGAGAUCUUUGAUCUGACGGCUCACGAUGGCUCGGGCCGCUGGGUUCAUGUCCCAGAAGUCAAAGGUGUACUCAAGGUCCAUAUUGGUGACCAUGUCGAGGUGCUAAGCAAUGGAUUAUACAAGAGCGUCAUUCAUAAAGUUACUCUGAACGAAGAGAAGACGAGAAUCUCCCUCGCGAGCUUGCAUAGCUUGGGUAUGGACGAUAAGAUGAGCGUACCGUGCCAGUUGGUUAACGAUGAAAACCCGGUUCGGUAUAGAGAGAGCAGUUUUAAUGAUUUUCUUGGUUUUCUUGUCAAGAAUGACAUCUCUCAAGGGGAUAGGUUCAUUGACACUCUUAGAAUCAAGGACUGAUCGAGUUCUAACACGUACGUGGUCAAUGGUUAAUGGUGUAAGAGUAAUAUUUCAUCAGCUUUAGUGUAUGACCACCUAUAAUUAUAAAGAAUUUUCUCCAUAAAAUAGUACCAUUUUGAAACUAGCGACACAAAACUAGGAAAAAAACCUAUUUCAACAUGAACUUUACCCGUCCACUCAAAUAAUAACUUCUUUCUUCGCUACCUUUAGUAUUCGGAUAAACACUCGGAGUACAUAGGUGAGAAAGGAGCGCUUUUCUAAGCUCAGCAAGACCGAAUGGAAUUCAAGUAUAUGGUGUGCAUAUUCCUUCCCGAACUUUGUAAUAAUGCGUAUUACAUACUGAACUAAAUAAAAAUUUAAAU